CGGCUCGCCUGGCCCGCCCUGCGAGUCAGUUCGCUGGUUCCCUCCCUCCCCCGGCGCGCUCGGGUCGCCACUGCGCUCCCCGCCCUCGAGCCGCGGUGCCGGAGCCGCCCGCCGCCCGAGGAGGAGGUGGAGGGAGCCGGAGGGGCCCGCCGAGGCGGCGGCGGCGGCGGCGGCAAGAUGGCGGACUUCCUGCCGUCGCGGUCCGUGCUGUCCGUGUGCUUCCCCGGCUGCGUGCUGACGAGCGGCGAGGCCGAGCAGCAGCGCAAGUCCAAAGAGAUCGACAAAUGCCUGUCGCGGGAGAAGACCUACGUGAAGCGGCUCGUGAAGAUCCUGCUGCUGGGUGCGGGCGAGAGCGGCAAGUCCACCUUCCUGAAGCAGAUGCGGAUCAUCCACGGACAGGACUUCGACCAGCGCGCGCGCGAGGAGUUCCGUCCCACCAUCUACAGCAACGUGAUCAAAGGUAUGAGGGUGCUGGUGGAUGCUCGAGAGAAGCUUCACAUUCCUUGGGGAGAUAACUCAAACCAGCUCCAUGGCGACAAGAUGAUGGCCUUUGACACUCGUACCCCCUUGACCGCCCAGGGAAUCGUGGAAACUCAAGUUUUUUUGCAGUAUCUUCCUGCUAUAAGAGCUUUAUGGGCAGACAGUGGCAUACAGAAUGCCUAUGACCGGCGUCGAGAAUUUCAGUUGGGUGAAUCCGUAAAAUAUUUCCUGGAUAACUUGGAUAAACUUGGAGAACCAGAUUACAUUCCAUCACAACAAGACAUUCUGCUUGCCAGAAGACCCACCAAAGGCAUUCAUGAGUAUGACUUUGAAAUUAAAAAUGUUCCGUUCAAAAUGGUUGAUGUAGGUGGUCAGCGAUCCGAAAGAAAACGUUGGUUUGAGUGCUUCGACAGUGUGACGUCAAUACUUUUCCUUGUUUCCUCGAGUGAAUUUGACCAGGUGCUCAUGGAAGAUCGACUGACCAAUCGCCUUACCGAGUCGCUGAACAUUUUUGAAACCAUCGUCAAUAACCGGGUUUUCAGCAAUGUCUCCAUAAUUCUCUUCUUAAACAAGACAGAUUUGCUUGAGGAGAAAGUGCGAAUUGUGAGCAUCAAAGACUACUUCUUAGAGUUUGAAGGGGACCCCCACUGCUUAAGAGACGUCCAAAAAUUCCUGGUGGAAUGUUUCCGGAACAAACGCCGGGACCAGCAGCAGAAGCCCUUGUACCACCACUUCACCACCGCCAUCAACACGGAGAACAUCCGCCUUGUUUUCCGCGACGUGAAGGAUACUAUUCUUCAUGACAACCUCAAGCAGCUCAUGCUCCAGUGAUGUACAAAAGACUUGCCGUUUUAAUAUCUUUUUGUCCUUUUGAUUGUUUUCUGUUUGUUUUGUUUUUCGACAUAGCGGUUUACAACAGGAAUUAGAACAAUCUUGAUUCUCUGUUUAACUUCUUGGAAAUCUUAGUCCUUCUUCUGCAGAGUUUGGUUUGUGGCUGAGAGCUGCUGAGUGACACGUUGCCGAUACCUGCUGAAGUUCAGCUUUGGUCUCUUUGACUCUGGCUCCCAUUGGAGUGGAGUUGUGACUUCCUGCCAGUCCCAAGACUAGGUAUAUUUCAGGCUUUAAAUUCUUCCACUUUUCAAAUGGAAUUCUCCUGUAGUGCCAAGUGUAGAUGACCUUAGAUAUUCGUAGGUAUGAGGUUAAGCAUAUUCAGCCCUAAAACAAGCGAGAUAUCUUUUUAUCUGCCCUACCCACAGCAGCCACACUUGAGCCCAGCUUUAUGAUGCCCUGUUUCGGAAAGGCCAUUGGAAAACAGUUUGAGCUAAGGAACGGCAUUCUGUAGGUUUACCCUUCAUGUUUUUCCGAGUGCUUCUGUACACAGCAGUUGUUUUGUUCUUCAGUUUCUCUGGUUUCUGAGGUAGUAUUCUUAAGUGUUUUAAAGUUUACAUAAGGAUCUCUGGUCUGAUGCUCGUGAAAGUUCACAGAUGGUGCAGGGGAGUAGAAGGCAGGCACAGACCAUCAGUGUUUUGAUUAAAAGUCAUGCGUGGAAUAUAAUUUUCCCAUUUCAUAUUUAAAUAUCAUGUAAUAAAUGUGCCAUAUGUGAGACUUUCUGGCCAUCGCAGCAACUAAACAGUGCAGGCAACUUGAUGACAGAACUUUCUAAAUCAGUACACCCUUCCCCCAGAAUGCCGUGUGGGAAUCACUGCUGCACCGUCACAGACACUGAUCUUUUGCUCUCCUGUCUGUUCCCAGAUGGGGGCAUUUAUUGGAUUUUUUGUUUGUGUGGAGCUUGCCAGCGGCAGUGUUUUCCUGUCAAACUGUUCAGGAAGGCAUUAUUUGAGACUCCCAUUCAUUCUUGGUAUGUCUGUAAAAGAGUAUGUACAUGUUUGCAACAUUCUUUUUAGGAAAUCCCAGCUUUGCUGAGGUACAUUUUGAAUGUCUCAAGGAUUCCUCUAAGAAUAAAUAGCAGUUUUUUUCAUUCAUCCCAAUUGCAUUUGACCUGCUGCCUGCAGGGGAUGUGUGGUGUCAGGACGGGGUUAGAGAAACUCGUGUGCGAGGCUGGUGACGGUCUGGAGAAUCUGAUGGCUUUUCUCCUUUGCUUGAAACUUGUGUUUCAGACUGAUGUCGGUCACUUCCCUGUGUGGCUGACUGUGUUCUCAGGUAUUUUGUUAGUAGCUAGAGAGUCUUGAAAGAUUGGUCAACAUUACGGAUCCACCCAGCCUUGGCAAGACAGUAGCUCUUGAUCUGUCUCACUAUCUCAGUGAGAAUAGGGCUUUGCAGUGAACGAACCAGAGAUUGUUCCUGACAUACCUGACUUCUCGCAUUUGAAGUUCUUCCCUCAUUGCAUCUGUAACUGCCAGUGUCUUCCUGUCUUGGUAGCACCUGAGCUACCAGUGUGGAGGCCCACAUCGUAACGCAAGCGUUCGUGGUGGAGUUGUAAUUCGUGGGCAUUUGAAUAGUUCUGCAUCUCCUGCAGCAUCUGACCAAGAAGAAUCCGUCGUUCAAAUUCAGAGGUCGCCAUUUCACUGCUAACGAGUAUCUGAAUAAGGGCACAGGAACAUUGAGACUUUUGGUGGAGCGUCUGUCUGUAUCUAGCAAAUGAAUUUAUUAAAAGGCCCAAACAUUUAAUUCCAGUGAAGGCUAAAGUCACGUCCCUGUAUGAAGAGCAGGAAAGAUAGCCUUAAUUAAGUUACAUUAAGAUCUGUGAUUCAAACCGUAAAUGUUGCCUUGAAGCAAAAAUCACUGUUUUGACUACCACAAAGAAAUGUUGAAGUACCAAAGAGAUAUGAUAUUGUCUGGGGCAUUUGAGAUUUCCUUUCCUGAUGUAUGUGACGCCUCAGAGUCAGCUUUCUUUUAAAAGAAAAUCUAGACUGUAUUUUAAGGCAGUAAAUUACUUGCAUUUAAUGGCAGGCUUGUUUAGACACUCAGUGGAACUGUAAGGUUUAAUCUGAAGGCUUUAGUCCACAUUUUUUUAUAUUCUGUAUUUUUAAACUGUUGGAAGGAGUCCUGUGCCCUUAUCAUGAAAAUCAGAUCUUUUCGAAAUAGCGCUAUAUGAAGGGGGAGAUGUUAUUUAGUGAACAAAAUUGAAAGGGUGCUCACCAUUUUCCCUAUGCCACUUUCCCCAAGUCUCUAAAAAUAUAAUUUGAAUUUAAAGAUCUUUGGUGGGUGUAUUUUCUAUGUCUUCAUGGUUAUGAUUUGGAACGAAAUGUGCCUAAUUCUCUUACUAUAUUCUCUUCCUAAGUCUGAAUGUCUUGUUUAAUUCUUAAGAGAUGUCACACAAGUGUCUUCAUUGGCCUUGAGGAAAUUUAUACACAGUUGCCUUACAAAAUCAAAGAACACCACAGAUUUUUGCCUUGAUUUUUUUUUUAUAGGGAAAAGGUUUUGUCAGAUGUUUUCUGAAGAUCCAGAUAAUUUAAGGCAUGCCUCUGGCACUUAAAUAUUAUUUUUAAUAACCCACAUCAUUGCUUGCUGCCAAAUAUUGUAUUAAAUGGAAAUCUUCAUUUCAGUUUUAUUGUCUGGAAAGGGCACUUGAUAGAGCACAACAGCAACCAAAGAAAGCAUCGUGGAGUGAAAAAGACUGGGUUUGGUUUGGUUUUUAUCUGAAGCUGCAUCGGCAUGUAGUUUACAUGGUGAAGAAUCCUCUGGUUAGUCUCUCAAGUGAGGUUAGCUUGGUCAGAGGAAUCCUUGUUCAGUUGUUGGCAGUGGUUGGUAUAAAGCAGAAGGAAGUAAGAUCACCUUAAUACCAGAAGUGAUUAGAAGUGUUGAUUUGAAUUGACUCAUAAUUUUUGGUAAGCGGGAAUGAGUAAAUCCUAACUUCCAGUGUAUACAAUAUUUGUAUUUGUGCUUUUGGUAAAAAUGUAUCUUCAGCAUUAGUACACAUAUCCGGUGAUGCCUUACUUAUAUGAAGAGAAGAAGUUACCAAGUUAUGUUCUGAAACUCAGAUCACUUAUUUGAGAAACCCUCAAAUUGGUGCUUUCAUUAUAUAAUGAUACAUUUAGACAAAAACCCCAAACCAGACCAUCUGAAACAAGAGUCUCUCCAUUGCAAUUUGUAGCACUGUUAUUUCUGUAUAUGUAAUGAGGUUAAAUAUCAGUGUUAACUCUUAAUUUCUUGUUUGAAUCCAUGAAAUCAUGCCUGUAAAGCUGAAACAUUUGUAAUAAAGUCCCCUAAUAAACCUAGAGAAAGUCA
Molecule: messenger RNA, 4668 nt
Organism: Phacochoerus africanus (Common warthog)
Lineage: Eukaryota; Metazoa; Chordata; Mammalia; Artiodactyla; Suidae
Gene: GNA13
Product: G protein subunit alpha 13
Exons: 4
Coding region: 178-1311 (377 amino acids)
Biological process (GO): adenylate cyclase-activating G protein-coupled receptor signaling pathway; Rho protein signal transduction
Cellular component (GO): brush border membrane; heterotrimeric G-protein complex
Molecular function (GO): G-protein beta/gamma-subunit complex binding; guanyl nucleotide binding; D5 dopamine receptor binding
Source: RefSeq, a predicted model, not a curated record